Molecule: messenger RNA, 1977 nt
Organism: Phyllotreta striolata
Lineage: Eukaryota; Metazoa; Arthropoda; Insecta; Coleoptera; Chrysomelidae
Source: the annotation of a GenBank genome assembly
AUGUUGUCGACAAGGAAACACCGCGGCGACAAAAAGAAGAAAAUAAGCAGGACAUCGAUCCCGUUUCCUUUGGCCAGCUACGAAACAGUUUUCGCGGACUCGAUUCAACACCCAGAGCGAUUUUGGGCGAAAAUCGCCCAGAAUAUAACCUGGAGUAAAUCCUGGAAAAGGGUAUUGGACAAUACCUACGAACCGUUCACCAAAUGGUUCCUGGGAGGAGAACUAAACGCCUGUUAUAACGCCGUAGAUCGACAUGUGGAGGCCGGUAAAGGGGGCAAAGUCGCCCUUAUCUACGACUCCCCCCUGUUGGGGAUUGUCAGAAAAAUAACCUAUUUCGAGUUGCAAGAAAAAGUAUCCAAAUUAGCAGGACUUUUACAAAGAUUAGGGGUGAGCAAAGGAGAUAAAGUGAUAAUAUACAUGCCUUUGAUACCUGAGACUAUUAUGGCCAUGUUAGCUGUUGCUAGGAUAGGAGCUGUGCAUUCAGUAGUGUUUGGAGGUUUCGCAGCCAGCGAACUCUGCCAGAGAAUCCAACACGCCGAGCCGAAAGUCAUAAUAGCAGCGAGCUGUGGAAUCGAACCGAGCCGAGUGGUAAACUACAUCACCGAACUGAACGAAGCCAUAUCUCUGUCGCUCCACAAGCCAUCCAAAUGCAUCAUCUACCAAAGGAAAGGCGUCGACAUCGCCGAAUUGGACCCGUCCAGGGACAUGGACUGGGAGGAAUCGAUCAAAAACGCCGAGAGCGCCCCCUGCAUACCGGUCGAAGCCAACGAUCCUCUGUACAUACUCUACACCUCCGGAACCACCGGCGAGCCCAAAGGAAUCAUCAGACCUAUCGGAGGGUACUUGUGUACUCUAAUAUACAAUCUCAAAACGUUAUACGGGAUGAAUCCUGAAGAUGUUUGGUGGGCGACCAGCGACUUCGGUUGGGUGGUAGGUCAUUCCUUCAUGUGUUAUGGUCCUUUAUGUCUCGGUAUGACCACUAUAGUGUACGAGGGAAAACCCACCACUACCCCAGACCCCAGCUCCUAUUACAGGAUAAUAAGCGAUUAUAAAGUGAACGGAGUCUUCACGGUUCCAACGGCUAUGAGAUUACUGAAGCAAACCGAUCCGGAUGGAAAGUACGGUACUGAAUACGAUUUGUCCAGCUUGAGGCAAAUCUGGCUGGCCGGCGAGCACUUGGAUUUGAACACCAAGUUGUGGACGGAGAGGAUGUUCGGUGUGCCAGUGAUAAACCACUGGUGGCAAACCGAAACAGGAUCGGCUAUAUCAGGAAUGUGCGCUGGAUUGAAGAAUCCCUGCAGCGAUACCGAUUUAACCGUGGGAUUGCCGUUUCCUGGAUACAACGUGAAAAUCCUGAGGAAGGACGGCACCGAAGCGGACGUGAACGAGCUGGGGAGAAUAGUGGUGAAGUUGCCGCUGCCGCCGGGCACUUUGUCCACAUUAUACAGGGCGGAGGAGCGCUUCAUCAAAACGUACUUCGCCAAAUUUCCGGGUUACUACGACACAAUGGACGCCGGCUACGUGGACAAGGACGGGCUGAUUUACGUGACCGCCAGGGCCGACGACGUCAUCAACGUCGCCGGGCACCGGCUGUCGACGCUGGCACUCGAGAACAUCGUCUUGUCCCAUCCGGAUGUCUCCAUGGCUUGCGUAAUUUCCGUGCCAGAUGAAAUUAAAAGCGAGGUGCCCAUGUGCUUGUUCGUGAUGAAAGAUGAUUCUGAACUGAGCGAUUACAUCGUGGCCAAGGACCUGGUGAAUAUGGUGAGGGAUAAUAUGGGUCCGGUGGCUGCUUUUAGAAUGGCUGCAGCUGUUAGGGGGUUGCCUUUGACGAGGUCGGGGAAAAUAUGUCGGAAAUCGAUAUCGGAUUUGGCCAGGAAUAAACUGAAGAAGAUUUCCGGAACAGUGGUGGAUCCAACAGUUUAUAAAGAUAUAGAAGAAGUUCUCAAAAAAUAUGGGUUUUGUAACGGAUUAGAUUAA